ACUGUUGGUGGCGAGACGCAGCCGCACGACGCUGGGACCCCGCAGCCAGAAGUUGUUGCUCCUCUACUCAGCACUGCCUCGUGUGACGGCGCAUCAACUGCCGUCAGUGUGCCGUUAGUGUGGGCGCUAAGAGCGAAUUGGGGCCGCUGCGACCCCCCGCGGCGGCGCGACUGGCGCAUGCACGGCAGCGGCGCCCAUACAGCGGCGCUAGCAAGGGCGACGACGGUGCGUCCUGCUAGUGCAGCUGCUGCUAGUGGUGCUGGGGGUGGUAUGAUAAAACAGCAAGAGCCUCUGUGGGAGCGGCCGGCUUCUGCGCUUCUGACGAGCGGAAUGUCACGGGCCCGCCCGCAUUAUGCUUCUUCGUGUUCUUCCUCCACAGUGACUCACAAAAUGACAACGGCGGCGCCGACCACCACUACCCCGACAACAGCGGCU
Messenger RNA from Trypanosoma grayi, 435 nucleotides. RefSeq lists its product as hypothetical. The record is from RefSeq and is a predicted model, not a curated record. The transcript has a single exon. NCBI's taxonomy places the organism in Eukaryota, Euglenozoa, Kinetoplastea, Trypanosomatida, Trypanosomatidae. The annotation marks the transcript as partial.